Messenger RNA from Amphimedon queenslandica, 996 nucleotides. RefSeq lists its product as uncharacterized. NCBI's taxonomy places the organism in Eukaryota, Metazoa, Porifera, Demospongiae, Haplosclerida, Niphatidae. The record is from RefSeq and is a predicted model, not a curated record. Bases 70 to 897 code for a protein of 275 amino acids. The transcript has 7 exons. Gene Ontology annotation, cellular component: sodium:potassium-exchanging ATPase complex. Gene Ontology annotation, molecular function: ATPase activator activity. Gene Ontology annotation, biological process: intracellular potassium ion homeostasis; potassium ion import across plasma membrane; intracellular sodium ion homeostasis.
GCGUGGCUAUGCUCGGCGCAAGAAGUAGGCGUGGCUCAUUGCAGCAGCUGCGAGUUUGCAACUGGAGCUAUGGGUCUCAAUUGGAGAAGGAUUCUGUCAUCUCUGAAGCGAUCUGUCUACAACAAAGAGACAAAGGAAGUACUAGGAAGGACUGGAGUAGGAUGGAGUCAACUUGGUGCAUUUUAUUUUGCAUUUUAUCUUGCCAUUGGGAUUUUCUUUGCUGCACAUUUGGCAAUAUUCCUUGGGAUGACUCCCCAUCCAGCUCCUGGGGUUCUACCAUGGAACUUUGGUAGAUACGCCUAUCCAAAUUAUCCAAAUUCUAAAAUAGGCAUCGUGGAUACUAAUGGCAGCUAUACAACCUAUAGAAGCAAGUUCAGGCACAAACUCUUGGAGCUAGUAGAUCACACCAAUGCAUCUGAUGUUUACUGCACGACUGAUAACAAUUAUGGCUUUACAGGGACUAGAGCUUGUAUCCUCCUUUAUAUUGCAAAAGUGUUCGAAUGGACUCCGAAUACACUUGAACCUUUUAUCCCUGGUAUUAGAUUUGGCUCACAUCUUCCAAUCUCCUGCUCUAUCGAAGAAGCCCACUCCUCACUGGGAAUUCAACUAGCUCUGACUGCCCCCGGGAUACCUCUUACUAUCCCAAACAAUGAAUUCACUGGGAGUUUCCCUUACGCUAAUCAAGAUAACUUCUCGAUUCCAUUAGUUGGUGUGGGCAUAAGUGUAUCAAAUGUCACUCUAGCAUCAAAUUACGCCAAGUUUGAUGUACGGGUGACCUGUGGUGUCAAUCGUACUGCAUUAAACAUAGCGCACUGGGAUGAGUCAAGAAUUAAUAAAGUUUUUGAACUACCGAGCAAUACAACAUUUCUCAUUCACUUUGUCCGUGCACAGCUCUAGUUACUGUAUGCAUAAUAAUGAAAGUACUAGUAUUAUUAUUUAGAAUGAUUAUUGUAAUUAUUAUUUUUGUGAGUUUGCUUUUCGCUGUCUCAUCAGAAA